UAUAUAUUCGAGAUGCGUUAAGGUCUGGAUAGAAUCGGACUUGACACUCUAGCGGCGGACAUAACCAGGCUACAGAGCGGCUAGCAACUGGACAUCUGCAGCAGCAGGGAUCUGGUUUGAACCUUCAGAGCUUUCGAGAGGGAAGAAUGUUGUCUCUAAUGGUGGAAGUAGCCAUCAGAGUUGGCACCAAACACCUCGGGAAGUGUCCUUACUGGGAGGAUGACACUCAGACGCUGCUGUACAUUGACCUCACAGACCACGAGGUGCACCGCUGGAACCCGGACACCAAGGAGGACACCAAAGUCACCCUCGACGACAACGUCUCCUUCGUUAUCCCCCGGCGCCAGGGAGGGCUAAUAGUGGGGUUGGGCCGGACGAUCUCCCAGCUUGACUGGGACUCACAGACCGUGACAAAAAUCGUCGAGGUGGAUCAGGGCACCAACAACCGCUUCAACAGCGGCAAGUGCGAUGCCAAGGGCCGUCUGUGGGCAGGUACCAUGGGCUCCGAGCCUCGUCCACCAGCAUCCCCGCAGGGAUCGCUGUACAGUCUGGACCUUGACCGCACAGUUAGAAAGCAGGCCACGAACUUUUACCUUUGUAACGGUAUGGCGUGGACAGACGACAACCGAACCAUGUUUCUGGUCGAUUCGUCAGCAAGAAAACUCUACGCCUUCGACUUCGAUCUGGAAGGAGGAAACAUAAGCAACCAAAGAGUCGCCAUUGACAUGGCCACUGCAGUACCUGACAUCGGAGGGGUGCCCGAUGAUAUGAACAUCGACACGGAGGGGAAGCUGUGGGUGGCCUUCUACAACGGGGGAGUGAUUGGUAGAUUCGAUCCCGUGACAGGUACACACCUUCAAACGCUCAAGUUCCCAGUCACCCAGGUGACAUCCAUGUGCUGGGGAGGCCGCAACCACGACGAGUUGUACGUCACAAGUGGACGGCAACGACAACCGGAGGAAUACUUCCUCCGAGAGGAACCACUGGCUGGAUCAGUUUUCAGGGUUAAGUCUUGGGUUGAAAGGUCGCCCGGCACACGUGUAUUUUGGGGGCAACAUCAAGCAGUCAUGGCAUCACCCACCGUUGAAGUAGCCAUCAAGAACAGCUGCAGCAAAGUUGGUGAGGGUCCCCACUGGGAUGAUACCACUCAGAGUCUCCUGUAUGUAGAUGUCAUAGCUCAUGAUGUCCAUCGCUGGAACUCUGUCACAGGAGAGGACACCAAAGUUCAUCUCAAAGAUACAGUCGGUCAUGUGAUACCUCGCCGACGGGGUGGCUACAUGGUGGGUCUGGGGAGGAAGCUGUCACUGCUGGAGUGGGAAACAGGAACAGUCACAGACAUCGCAGAAGUUGACCAGGAAACUAGAAACCGUGUCAACGAUGCCAAAUGUGAUGCCAAAGGACGUCUGUGGACAGGUACAAUGGGAGCUGAGGUGAAGCCAGGUGUUUUCGAACCUGCAGUGGGGUCACUAUACAGCCUUGACCUUGAUCAUACAGUGAAGAAAUGGGUGUCUGGUAUAGACCUUUCAAAUGGCUUCGCCUGGACAGAAGAUAAUCAAACCAUGUUCUACAUUGACUCAAUCCCUAAGAAAGUCUAUGCCUUUGACUAUGAUUUGGAAAAUGGAGCAAUCAGUAAUCAAAGGACAGCUGUUGACCUCACAUCAUUUGACUUUGACACUGACACCUAUAGUGUUCCUGAUGGAAUGACUAUUGAUACUGAAGGCAAACUGUGGGUGGCAUGCUUUGGUGCAGGGGCAGUGUUCAAAUUUGAUCCUGAAACAGGUAAAACUCUCCAGUGUGUGAAGAUUCCAGCCAAACAGACAACAUCUGUGUGCUGGGGUGGAAAAAACCUGGAUGAGCUGUACGUGACUUGUGGACGUCUGGUUAAGCCAGAGGAGUACUACCUCAAAGAAGAGCCCCUUGCAGGUUCUGUCUUCAGAGUUACAGGUCUUGGAGCCAAAGGACGUCCAGCAAAUGUCUUCGAAGGUUAAAAUGCAAUGUUACUGAAAGGGUCCUUUGGUGCUACAAUCAUAAUGAAGACAUUUGUUGUGUUUUUAUGCAAGGACACUGAUGGGAAAAAGAAGUGUGGACUUACCCCAACCUCAUGACCUUAAAUUUACUUUAUCUGUACACAGAAAGAAAAGUACACUUGAUUUGACUGUUGCCAGUUGACACCUUUAUUCUGAUUCAGGGUGAACGUUUCCGUUGGCUUUUAUUUUUAUUUAUUUUAUUUUAUUUUUUUGCUGGUUGACUGUGUUGGCAUUUAGUUACUGCUAUCACUACGCAAUCUUUUGUGGAACAGUUCAAGAAUGAAAAUCAUCCCAAAUACAUUCAACCUUGGAUACUUUAUUCAAUAGACAGUUGCUGAAGAUAUUGUGUUCUUUGGUCGCAGUAGUCGGAUAACAAUACAAACACACAUUUAUUAACAGAAGAAGAUACAAAACAUCAUCAUGAGAAACGUACAGUAAGUGCAUCAUACUUUUAUUUUUUAGCAUCAGUUGAGGGUAUUUCUUCCUACACAGCCUCUUGCACCUGUGUAAGUAUAGCUCACUAUGUAUGUAUUUAAUUACUUAUCCAGCGGAAAAUAAACCAACUAUUUAACUCAUAACAGGAGUGUAUUUGCAAUGUGGACAGACUGGGACACAGGAAGAAUAUACAAUACAGAAACAGCAGUUACAGAUUUCAAUGAUGUGUGUUUGGAUGUGGGAGUGGAUGGUGAGUGUGGAUGGUGAGUGUGGAUGGUGAGUGUAAUCAGAGCUAAGAGCAUUUUAUCCUUGGAAGUACAGAUAGGACUGGGACGCCUUUGUGAUGAGCUAAGUUAUCAUAUUAAGUUGUCUUUCGCAUAAUUUGUAUUUAAUAAAUCAUUUGUAUUGUAUUGUAUUCACACGUUCUUUGAGUCUUUUGUUCGUGAAGAACAUGGUUGGGGUCUGGUGAGCUGUGUGGUGACCUGUGGGUACUGGAGAUAAGGUUCUCCCUGCUAGGGCCGUAGUUAUGAUGCGAGGAUAAGUUGUUGCCCUGGGGCAUUAUAGGAACUUCCAGGGAUUUUUCAUGUAUUAAGAGUUUCACAUAAUUAUCACUCACAUGGGUGAAGAGAAAGUACUUACAUGUCUGCUGAUGCCUUAGAAAAGUGACUAUAGACCAGAAUGUAACAACAGUGAGUUUGUGUUUUACAAUGAAAUAGUUUUUAUACAAUACAAUGUUACAGUUUAUGUCUUGUAAAAUAAAGGACUUGUAAACCAA
Molecule: messenger RNA, 3237 nt
Organism: Pomacea canaliculata
Lineage: Eukaryota; Metazoa; Mollusca; Gastropoda; Architaenioglossa; Ampullariidae
Exons: 11
Coding region: 147-1988 (613 amino acids)
Biological process (GO): L-ascorbic acid biosynthetic process
Molecular function (GO): gluconolactonase activity; calcium ion binding; enzyme regulator activity
Source: RefSeq, a predicted model, not a curated record